UUGGCGGCGCCGCCAUGCUCCUCUCCAACAAACCGCAAGACGCCGGGCGAGCCAAAAUGCGGCUUGUCUACUCGCUUCGGACAAACCUGGCAGCCGACGACGAGGCCUACGAUUGCGUCUUUGUGACGGAGGACGGCGGCGGGGUCUACGGGGUCCGUCUCUGCCCUUCUCUAUGCACUGUUGCUGCCAACGCCGUGGCUAACAACUUAGCCAGGCUUGGCUCCUCAGUCCUUCCGUUGCGCGAGAAGCUGUACUACGCCUACAAUUGGCUCUCCAUAAAGACUUUCAAGAUGAAGGUGGAGCCUUAUGUUCCCAACUUCAAGCUGGCCUUCCACCAUUUCUGCAUCCAUCCUGGCGGGCGCUCCGUUAUCAGUGAAAUCGGGAAAGGCCUGAAGCUGAGUGACUACGAUCUGGAGGCUUCGCGCAUGUCGCUCUUUCGCUUCGGAAACACGUCCACGAGCGGCGUGUGGUACGAAAUGGCGUACCUGGAAGCGAAGAGGCGGCUCAAGGUGGGCGAGCGCGUGCUGCAGAUUGCGUUGGGGUCGGGGUUCAAAUGCAAUACCGCCGUUUGGGAAGUGCUGCGAGAUACGCACCCUUCCGAGACGAGCUGCUGGGAUGACUGCAUUCACAGGUAUCCCUGCAAUACUCGUUUAAAUUAUGCGGAUGACUACUGUGACCAGUGGUUACAUUGUGUCACCCCUACACAAUCUAUUUCGAACGACUUGGACACCAACACAACCUGA
Cryptomeria japonica (Japanese cedar) is the source of this 743-nucleotide messenger RNA. RefSeq names its product 3-ketoacyl-CoA synthase 8-like. Gene Ontology annotation, molecular function: acyltransferase activity, transferring groups other than amino-acyl groups. The transcript has a single exon. Gene Ontology annotation, biological process: fatty acid biosynthetic process. Lineage: Eukaryota; Viridiplantae; Streptophyta; Pinopsida; Cupressales; Cupressaceae. Gene Ontology annotation, cellular component: membrane. Bases 15 to 743 code for a protein of 242 amino acids. The record is from RefSeq and is a predicted model, not a curated record.